AAAAUUAAUUCCAGUCAAAAGAAUAUAAUUUUUUCAUUUACAACUUUUUGUCUAAGAAAAGAACAUAUCGUCAUUAUGGGCCAUGAGCCCAGAUAAAAACUAUCAAGCCCAGCUUCGAGAAGAGACUCUGUCGAUUUCAUCAUCAUAAGAAUCUUUCAGAUAGUCGGAGAAGACGAAAACGAAAGUUCCGAAGAAGAAGAAGAAGAAGGAGAAAAGAUGAUUUACCGAAAGUGGAGUUUGCUGUCCGGCCCACCGGUUAUCCUCGGCGGAGCGGUAAUUGCUGCCGUCGCCGUCGGAUUCGUCUUGCAAAACGUAACGAAAGGGGAGCAGAAGAAGAAUGUCUCAACAAACAAGUGAGAAGACAAAUGGAGAGAUGCUACAAAAUGUGGUGAUCAUGUGAUUUGAUACAAUUUAGUUCUUGCAGUGUAUAAGCUCAAUAAUGCUUUUGUAAGCUUUUGAAUACACAGAUCUUUGUGGUGUUUUUAGAUUCUUGUUACUAAUAAUGAUAUUUCAUUUUCCACU
This is a messenger RNA of Arabidopsis thaliana (thale cress), 522 nucleotides long. RefSeq names its product succinate dehydrogenase subunit (gene SDH8). The record is from RefSeq and is marked reviewed. Bases 217 to 357 code for a protein of 46 amino acids. Gene Ontology annotation, biological process: tricarboxylic acid cycle. Gene Ontology annotation, cellular component: mitochondrial inner membrane. NCBI's taxonomy places the organism in Eukaryota, Viridiplantae, Streptophyta, Magnoliopsida, Brassicales, Brassicaceae. The transcript is spliced from 2 exons.